CAACAAGAGGUAUGUGACAGUCCCGUAUCCGUUCUUGCUAGCAUCUGCAAAGUGAUGCAAUUGAAAGGUCUUGACAUGCCCGAACCCUGCAGGUUUAAUACAUCUACUCACACUGAAGUUUGCAAGUUUAUGCAAAUCUUCCAGCCAGGACAGCCACCUCUUAGCCUUUUUCUCUACAAUAUCCUCAUCCCAUGCUAUUUUCUCUCUAUACAGGUCUCCCAGAAUGAGCUUUGCAGGUUGCACAAAUGAUGCUAGGAACCCAAGAGGAUCGUAAACUGAGCAAACAACUGACAAUAUACCUCUUCUGAAGCACACAUUAUAUUAGCCCCGAAGAGAAGAUUCUUGGUUGAAGAUGCUGAAGAACAAAUAACAGCAGAUUAAGACUCAAGAUCAAGACUGAACAUUUCUGUUGCAUCAAGAUGACUUCUGAAAAUGGCAAAACCGAGGAAGGGGGAAGAAACCCACCUGAUGCCAGUUUAUAUCACAUAGCUAAAGAUUUAUUAGCAUUUUUAAAUGGGUUUGAUUGCUUACGUGAAGCUAAAAAACAGGUUCUAGGGAAAAUUACGAUUAAAACACUGCAUGGACAUUGGAAAGCUGAUGUUAUUGAAGAAGCUUUUAACAUAACAAAAUUAACGGACAAAAAACACCAAGAACACUGGGCUUUUGUGAUAAUGGUGCAGGUGAUGAGAAGUUUAAUUUGUGAUGAAUGUAAACAAUAUCCAGCACAGGAGGAAUCGGGUGUUGCUGCUGGGGGUGUUAAUAAGCAGCAUUCUGGAGGAAGCCGCCAAACAUCUAGCUCUGGGCAAAAAGGUGGUGUCAGUCAGAGCUGCACUGGGACACCAAAUACAGUCCGGAGUCAGAGCACUGGGAAUAAUCCAGCUGAUUCCAAUAGACAUGACAGGCCUGCUGGAGCAUUACUACAUACACAAAAUAAUAACUGUAGGGAAACCAUCUACAUACGUAUCCCACGCUUUUUAAUGAUUCACAAUGAAGAAAGACGAGGAGAACGAUUUGGAAACAUCGAAUCUCACUAUAAAUUAAUAGAUGGAGUUCCUGAAACUGAAAAUAUAUUUGAUGACAUAAUGAAAAAAAAAUCUUACGUCAUGUCCUUCAACCAUCAAACCAGGAAUGCUAACUGGGUGUAUGAGAUACUGAACAGGGAUACUACAGCUAACAAUCAUGUGGAGCCAGCACCAUUUGGACAUAACUAUCACAGAGGUCAUCUCGCUGCGGCUGCCAAUCACAGGUGGUGUUGGGAAGCCCUUGAUGAUGCUGAUGUGAUCGACAACAUAGUACCACAGCAUAGGAAUUUAAACACAGGCCCGUGGCUAACAUUGGAGGAUGGCUGUCGAAGAAGAGCCACAGCUCAAAAUAAUAUCCGCAAUGUCCAUGUGUACUCUGGACCACUUUACCGAAGAUUAAUGGAUCCUCUGAUGAUACAAGGGAAACAGGUGCCAAGCCACUUCUUUAAGGUGAUAAUUGAGGAGAAUGUGGAUGGGACAGUAAAUCAGCCGCAAUACUAUUUGUUUCCCAAUGGGAAUCUCAGAAGGGAUGCAGAUAGGGAUCUCAAUGAGGAAAUUCUAAGAGCAAAUGUGGAAGAACAUAGAAGGAUUAACCAUGGAACAGAUAACGAGAGAGAUAUUACCAUUGAAGACAUACAGAAUGCCACUGGGCUGACUUUCAUAGUCAUCAGACCCAAUGUGGGACAGAAUGCAAUGGCCAAUGAAAUCACAGUGAGAUUGCGUGGAGAAGAUAGAAACAGAACGCAACGUACUGCUGUUAUACAAGUCACAAUAAGCCCAUUAGUUUAGACAAACGCACUCCAUGAUAAUGCUUACAUGUUUCUUUCUUUCUUUACAAAACUAAACAUUAUAUUAUUAUUAUAUACAUAUGACUUGAGCCGUAUAGCACAGAAAAGAAACCAACAAGUGUCCAGCAGAUACAGAAACUUCAAUAUUGUUUAAAAGUCAUCUCAUGUGGAAACAUUGACAUUUUUGAGGACUUUCCUGUUAUUCUAAAAUCCUACUUUAAACGUAUUCUAAUAUGUAUUUAAUUACUUUUGAGUGUUUUGUCAUUUGUAAUUUUCUACACAGAACAUUAUCAGAUGCCAUUUGUAAUUCAUUAAUUAACU
This is a messenger RNA of Sinocyclocheilus rhinocerous, 2131 nucleotides long. RefSeq lists its product as uncharacterized. NCBI's taxonomy places the organism in Eukaryota, Metazoa, Chordata, Actinopteri, Cypriniformes, Cyprinidae. The record is from RefSeq and is a predicted model, not a curated record. Gene Ontology annotation, biological process: apoptotic DNA fragmentation. Gene Ontology annotation, molecular function: single-stranded DNA endonuclease activity; nucleic acid binding; metal ion binding. Bases 420 to 1811 code for a protein of 463 amino acids. The transcript is spliced from 3 exons. Gene Ontology annotation, cellular component: mitochondrial inner membrane; nucleus.